AUGGCUUCUCGCCAAACGCAAAAAGCCUCCCUCUGGCAACAUUGGGACGCGUGUCUCAUUUUUGGCUCCGAAACGCAGCGGGAGACUUGCUCGAGCAUCACGGCUCGGGGCGCCGUCACCCUCGAGUUUGCCGUGGACGAAAGUGCCUUGCUGGCUUUUCGGCAAAAGACGCCGGAAGCUGACUUACUUCAGCUCGCCUGGUGCAUGGUCGUGGGGUUCUAUGCCGGCUCGGAAGAUGUUUGCACCGCCGUCUACGCGGACGGCGCCGAGAGACUUCUGAGAUGCAAAUUGGAUCCGCAGAGGACAGCCACGGCCAUAAUCUCGUCUAUUGAGCAAGCGCCCUUGCCAAACAGCGACGGCGGCUUCGAUGAUUCCGACGUUGAACGAGCGACCGAAUUAUUCGACACUGCCUUGUUCAUCGUUCAACGAGGGUCGCCUGCAAAGUACGAUGGUGCUGCCCGCCCGAACGGACCAUUGCUGGUGGCAGAAGUGGACGCGGGGACAAGGUCCAUAUCAGUCUACUACCCAACAGCAAUAGUCAGUGAGAAAUGGGCACAGAGAGCGGCAUCUCUCUUUGCGCGAUGUGUUGAGCAAAUAAUAGCUUGUCCCGACCAACAACUCAGCGACCUCGAUAUACUGCCUCCCACCGAAGCGGAACAGAUACAACAAUGGAACGACAAAACCUUCGGGAGCUACAAUGAGUGUAUCCAUCAGGUCAUCCAUAAAACGGCGCUGGAUAUGCCGGAGAAAUCCGCGGUGUGCAGCUGGGAUGGGAAUUUUACGUACAGCGAGCUGGACUCUGUGUCCUCGCGAGUCGCAUCCAGGCUGCACCAAUUGGGAGUUGAAACGGGCGCCAAUGUAGCCUUCUUCUUCAGCAAAUCCAAAUGGGCCGUGGUGGCAAUGUUGGCAAUUCUGAAAUCCGGCGCUGCAGGAGUCCCUCUGAGCAAGGACUAUCCGCAUGCCAGAAUGCAUACCAUCCUUGAGCUUACUGGCGCAGCUGUCCUUCUCCUCGGUCAGGAUCUGGAGCAUGAACUUGACAUAAUCGACAAGAAGAUUUGCAAGCUAGUCAUCGACGAAAGAAACUUCCCGACUGCUCCUACCGCGCAGAACGAAGAGCAACCUGCUCUUUUCGUGUCUACCUCUGUCCAAUCUACCGAUGCAGCCCAUAUCCAGUUUACGUCUGGUAGUACAGGUCAGCCCAAGGGCAUCAUCGUUGAGCACGGAUCAUAUCUCGCCGUUCGAUGUCACGAGAUAUUCGGCAUCACAAAGGAGUCUCGUGUUCUUCAAUUUGCUAGCUACACUUUUGACGCCAUCCUCGACGAAGUAUACUCUACGCUGAUAGCCGGUGCCUGCAUUUGCAUUCCAUCCGAAGAAGACCGUCUCAACAACCUUGCUGGCGCCAUAACAGACAUGCAAGUUACCUGGAUGGGCAUCACUCCGACACUGGCCCGCGUCAUCAAACCAGAAGAUGUGCCGAGUGUCAAGACACUCUGCACGUGGGGCGAAACUGCCACAACCGACAUCAUCACCGAAUGGGCUGAUGCGGUAGAUUUGCGCAACGUCUACGGCCCAUCGGAAACUUCAGGCACCACCACCGUUUAUUCGUGGUCCAAAGGCAUCAGAGAUCCGACCAUUUUAGGCAGAGCUAUUCCCGAAACGAUAGCUUGGGUUGUCCGCACUGACAACCGCACCCGUCUCGCUCCGAUCGGUGCUAUUGGCGAGUUGGUGCUUCAGGGGCCAACAGUGGCUCGAGGUUACCUCAACGACGAGUCUCGUACGGCCGCAUCAUUUGUAGAUGCGGUUUCGUGGUUACCUCCUGGGUCCCAAAACCAGCGCGCAUACUACACGGGCGAUCUAGUGCGCUAUAGAGACAAUGGAGAACUGCAGUUUUGUGGACGUCAUGAUAACCAGGUUAAAAUCAGAGGAAACCGCGUUGAACUAGGAGAGAUUGAAUACCGUAUCAAUCACAGCGAUUCCUCCAAUGUCAUCGUUUCCGUCGUUGAGGUGAUCCGUCCGCUCUAUCGUCCGACACAGGAACAUCUCGUUGCGUUCCUAAGCGAUGUAUCGAAAGGCGCCUCGACUAUCGCGCCACAGCUACUUCCGUCUGAAGAUGGGACUAGGACCAAACAUGCUGAAAUCGCAAAGAGAUUGGCAAAUCAUUUGUCCAAGCAUUUAAUUCCUUCAGUGUAUCUGCCCGUCAGCUUCAUUCCGACGGCUGCAUCAGGGAAAGCUGCCCGAAAGGUCUUGAGGUCCAUGGCUGAAGCACUUUCCGAGCGACAGCUGCAAAGCUAUUCGCUGGAUGCAUGCCAAAAAACCGAAGAACCCUUGAGGUCUAAGAGGCGGGAAGAGGCAAUCAUGAUCAGCCUGUGGGCCGACAUUUUGAAGUUAGAUGCGCAUGACAUUACCUCGGAAUCCAACUUCUUCUGGUUGGGCGGAAACUCCAUCCUCGCCAUGAAGCUAGCCAUUGCCGCCCGAAAACGGGGACUAGAAGCCACAGUCGCUCAGAUAUUGAACAACCCAAGUCUUGGUCAACUUGUCAAUGUGGUAUCUCAAGAAAGCCAAACCGAGCCUCAAACCAGCCGCAAGUUGGAGUACGAGCCUCUGUCCUCUUUAUCCAGUAUUUUUGCCGCCGAUUUUCUGGAAAGAGUCGCGGCCCCUAUGCUGGCUGUUGAUGCGUCGCAGAUUGAAGACUUGGCUUUGGCGACCGAUUACCAGAUCGAAAACUUGGCAUGGUCCUCACUCAAGUCUCGCGGAGGAACCAACUUUCACACAUUUGACUUUGCGACCGGUGUGGACGGCGGGAAACUCGAAGAAGCAAUUCGCGCCCUUGUUGCCUACCACGCCAUUCUACGAACAGUGUAUUUUGUACAUGGACGACGGGUCUAUCAAGCGGCUUUGAAGCAAUUGCCAUUUGACAUUUGCCACUGGCCUGGUGUGGACGAUGCCGCCAUGGCGACCUCGAAGCUAAUGGAGAUCGAGUCUCAACAGCCUUUGGACAUUACACAGGCUUUAAUCAAAUUUUGGCUCCUUUACGACUCUGAAAGUAAAGCAAAACGUCUGGUAUUCCGAGCCUCACAUCUUCAGUAUGACGGAGUCACGAUUGGGAGGUGGUGGAAGGAGCUUGGCUUACUUCUCAGCGGCUCAUCACUAGCUCCUGCGCCAUCAUACUUCAACUACAUUAGCUUCGCCUCCAAUCACGAUGCUUCUGCGGCCAAGGAAUUUUGGAGUGGACUACUCUCCGGUUCAUCCAUGACAAAUGUCUUUCAACACGAUGCGAUCCCGUACAGGCAUGUCUUGGAUGGAGAAGUCACGAGGAUGGUAGAAACCAGACUGCUUCAAGCCCAUGCAGAAAUCACCAUAGGAACAAUCAUCAAAGCGGCAUGGUCCUUGGUUUUGGCUGAGAUGGCGGGCUCCAAUGAUGUGGUGUUUGGGUCUGUCAUUGGGGGUCGUAACGCGCCGUUCCAGGGCGUAGAGCACGUCUCAGGCGCAUGCAUCAACAAUAUUCCAGUGCGCGUUCGUCUAGAACCUGGCAUGACUCGGUUAGAACUGCUCCAAGCGGUGCAGACGCAGUACUUUGGGGCAAUCCGGUUUGAAAAUUUUCAGUUCAAGCGCAUCGUCAAAGAGUGUACCGAGUGGCGGCCGUGGGAGCGACUGAGCACGCUCGUCGAGUACGAGAACCUCGGCGAAGACGACGAGUAUUUCCCCAUUGGAGACGACAAUACGUACACGGCCAACGAGAUUCGGCCUCCUGCGGACCGACACGAUAUUACAAUCUUCAGCAUGCCUCUGGGUGAAGGCGAAACUUUUAUUGCUCUAGACUUUUCAAAGUCCUUGGUCUCGGAGGAAACGGCGCAGAGAAUGCUUGACCGAAUGAUUGAACACGCCACCGCGUUCUACGAGGAUAUCAAUGCCAAGGUUCUGCCGGCGAAUGCAGAUGAGCUAGGCCUUCCGACGAUUCCCAUGAAGUGGCCCUCUGGACAACUUGAGGAAUACGAAAUUGCACACUACGACCAAAUUGCAGACUUGGAGCAGCAGAACACCGACGACAUGCGACGACUGGUGCAAAAUGCGUGGGUCACGGAGCUUGGCUGCGCGGAGUCGGUUGUUGACAAGCUGUGGACAGAGAAUGUCGCAUUCUAUGAUAUUUGGGGUAACUUGAUGGCAUCGUACGCUUUGAUGAAGAAGUUUCAGGGUCAUGGGCUCAUUGUAACUAUGGAGGAGUUGCUGCGACAUGCAAAUAUGAAGUCUCAAGUCGCUCUUUUGCUGUGUCAGAAGCAGCUUCGGGUGUAG
Cordyceps militaris CM01 is the source of this 4290-nucleotide messenger RNA. RefSeq names its product non-ribosomal peptide synthase, putative. Lineage: Eukaryota; Fungi; Ascomycota; Sordariomycetes; Hypocreales; Cordycipitaceae. Gene Ontology annotation, cellular component: cytoplasm. The record is from RefSeq and is a predicted model, not a curated record. Gene Ontology annotation, molecular function: catalytic activity; phosphopantetheine binding. Gene Ontology annotation, biological process: secondary metabolite biosynthetic process; amino acid activation for nonribosomal peptide biosynthetic process. The transcript has a single exon. The coding region runs from base 1 to 4290 and encodes 1429 amino acids.